ACCUGCUCUGCCUAGCCUGGUUAACGGUUCCUGUGUUGACAUUAUUCAUCAACAACUUGCAAUAAUGACACAGGUGGAGUAAGCGCUUUUAACGUCAUGAUGAAGUAUCUGGUACUUGUGACCUUUUUGGCUUCUUGUUGGGUCAAUUGUGCGAUUAAAUCAAGGGCCACUGAGGAAGAAACACGGGAAAAUGACACAGAGUUCGAGGCUCUGAGCUCAUUGCUGUCUGACUUUGAGGUGCUGCCCGUGUCCGGCCUCCAGCAGCACUCACUCAGGAAGAGGGACGUCCACACAGAGUCCCAGCUGGAGCGCAUUGUCAGCUUCAGUGCCCUCAAGAGACAUUUUAAGCUUUACUUGACAACUAACACAGACUUGUUCACUGAGGACUUCAAAGCUGUGUUUGUAGAUAAGCAAGGGAAGGAAGACCGCUAUGAUGUUCAGCUGCAGAACUACUUUACUGGACAUCUUGUAGGCGAGGCGCACUCCCGUGUUCAGGCACACAUAGACGGGGACGAGUUCUCGGCCCACAUCCUGACAGAGGAGACAGAGUACAACGUAGAGCCCCUUUGGAGGUUCACCGAGGUGCCCCCCGAUGGCCGUCUGUUGGUAUAUCGCUCUGAGGACAUCCGGAACCUCAGUCGCCUGGCCUCGCCCAAGGUGUGUGGAUACAUCCACGCUGGGGCCCAGGACCUGCUACCAGAGGCCGCCAGAGGUGGAGAGGCACGGGAGGAUUCCCUCCACAGAGAGAAGAGAGUGACCCACAACCACAAGAAGAACACCUGUCCUCUAGCCCUGGUGGCCGACUACCGCUUCUUCAAACACAUGGGCCGCGGAGAGGAGAGCAUUACACUUAACUACCUGAUUGAGUUGAUUGACAGAGUGGACGACAUGUACAGGAACACAACCUGGGAUGAUGAGUUUACAGGAUACGGUGUUCAGAUCCAACAGAUCAUCAUCAACAAGGAGCCGACCAGAGCGCCGCUUGGCCAGGCUGGGCCGGACUGGACCCACUACAACAUGAAGGGAAGCCCCAUCCAAGGCAAGGAGGUGUGGGACGUCAAGAAACUGCUGGAACAAUUUAGCACGGACAUAGCGGACAAUGCUAGCACUGUGUGCCUUGCCCACCUGUUCACCUAUCAGGACUUUGAUGAAGGGACACUGGGCUUGGCUUACGUGGCCCCUUCUAAAGCCCAGGCUAUGGGGGGCCUCUGUCCUAAACCUUUCUUUCCAUCUAGUUCCGUUAAGAACCCCAGUUUCCUCAACACUGGUUUAACCAGCACUAAGAAUUAUGGCAAAACCAUUCUAACCAAGGAAGCAGAUUUGGUGACAACCCAUGAGCUGGGCCACAACUUUGGAGCUGAGCACGACCCUGACAGCAUGCACUACUGCGCCCCUAGCGAUGACCACGGGGGCAAGUUUGUCAUGUACCCCAUCGCUGUGAGUGGGGACCACUACAAUAACAAGCGUUUCUCCGACUGCAGUAAGAUCUCCAUAGGGAAGACGCUGCGUCUCAAGGCUCCCAUCUGCUUCAAGGAGAGGAACAGCAAGGUGUGUGGGAACUUGCGCGUUGAGGAAGGGGAGGAGUGCGACCCGGGCCUGCUGCACCUCAAUGACGACCAGUGCUGCUCCGCCGACUGCAAGUUCAGGCCCGAGUCCCAGUGCAGUGACAGGAACAGUCCAUGCUGUAAGAACUGCAAGUUUCAGCAGGCAGGCAAGCCGUGCCAGGAGCCAAUCAACGCCACCUGUAAGGGCAUGUCCCUCUGCACAGGUAAGAGCAGUGAGUGCCCAAACCCAGACAACGCUCCGGACAAUACCAUCUGUGUGGACAGUGGGAGGUGCAGCGACGGGGAGUGCAUGACCUUCUGUGAGGCUGUGCAGAACCUGCAGCCCUGUGCUUGUAAUGAGCUGGUCAAUUCGUGUAAGGUCUGCUGCCGGGACAAAAAUGGCACCUGCACUCCCUUUGUCAAAAAGGACAAGAACUUCCUGUAUCUGCGCAAGGGAAAACCCUGCACCGUGGGCUUCUGUGAUGAGGGCGGCAAAUGCAUGAAGCAAGUCCAGGAUGUGAUCGAGAGGUUGUGGGAUUUCAUCGACAAGCUGGACAUCAACACUUUCGGGAAGUUCCUGGCAGACAACAUCGUGGCCUCAGUGGUGGUGUUCUCUCUGGUUUUCUGGAUCCCUCUCAGUAUCCUGGUGCACUGUGUGGAUAAAAAUCUGGAGAAGGAGUAUGAGAACACCAAGCCCAGCAAAGCAGAGAUGCUGAGCAGCCUCGAGACGGCCUCUGUCGUCGUCAUCAAGCCAUCUACGCCUCCAACCUCCUCCUCCGGCACUCGGAUUCUUCUCCACUCCCUCCCUUCUCUACCCCCGACGGGCCCACCUGCCUCAGGCAGCAUCAGUGCCCCAGGCUUGGCUUCUGGCCCGGGAAGUGGGGUGGUCGUGGUGGGGGAGGGCCCACGGAUGGCCACCAUACAGGAGGAUCCCAGCUGCGAUUCUCACCUCGACCCGGAUGAAGACGACUUCCCUCCACCCGGAGGCUCCAACGCCACCAAGUCGUCUUACGAGGACCCGACGGCAGAGCGGAGCACGCCACGGUCGGGCAGCCACGACAAGCCCCGCCUCGAGGCAAACCUGUAUGGUGAACAGUAAAGAGUUCCAGUGCUGAGGGAACAUGUUUGUAUAUAUACUCACAUACACACAGCCAUGGGCAUGUACAUGCAAACACACGUGUGUACACACACAAUUUUACACGAGGGAACAUAGUCUAGAGUAGAUAGAUACAUGCAUACAGACACACCACAUAUAGAAGAAGCAUGCAUACAUGACUAAACUAUAGUACACACACACUGUUAUAGUACACACACACUGUUAUAGUACACACACACUGUUAUAGUACCCACACACUAUAGUACACACACACUGUUAUAGUACACACACACUAUAGUACACACACACUGUUAUAGUACACACAAACAUCCACUCCUAGAAGGGACUGGAAUACUGGUUACACAGCACUGGUUGGGGUUCAUAGAACAACACCAUUUCUAGUAGAGCUCUUAAAUAAAGCACUGUGGAGUGCUAGAUUUUAUAAGGUCAAUUUGGAAGACUCCCAUACAACCAAAACUGUAGGUGUUUGUGAGUAGUAGUGCUCUGAUGAAAGUGACUGCAGUUUAGAAUAGCAAAGAUACUGAAUGAUUUGUGUGUGUUGUGGGGAAGAAAUAAUCUGUGCCUUGUUAGUUUCAAGAGUCAAAGCCAAGUGCUUUAUUUGGCACCACUCACUCCAAUACAGGCCAGACAGACCGAUACAGGCCAGACAGACCGAUACAGGCCAGACAGACCGAUACAGGCCAGACAGACCGAUACAGGCCAUACAGACCGAUACAGGCCAGACAGACCGAUACAGGCCAGACAGUCCGAUACAGGCCAGACAGUCCGAAACAGGCCAGACAGUCUUUGGAGUUGUUAUUUUCAAUGACUUGACUAACAGCUGUCAGAAUGGGUUGAUUGAUUGACAGCUGGGCCAGUUGAUUUACCACUGCCGCGACUCUAUGGCUAUUGGUUACGCAUGUGGGUGGGUUAGAGUGCCAGUGUUAAAAGGAAUCAUGCUACGGUCAAAUAACUGAAAAAUGUGUUAAUUUAAAUGUUUAAAGGCCCAGGUUAAAGGCCCAGUGCAGUCAACAAUGUGUUUUAUAUGUAUUUCCACACUGAGGUUAGAAUAAUACUUUGAAAAUGAUGAUAUCCUUUUUAGUGUGAGAGCUGUUUAAAAAGAUGGCCUGAAGUGUCAGCCUGUUUUGGUGGGAUUGAGUUUUGGCCUGCCUGGCAGUUAAUUAGUUAAUAGUCCAAUAGCUAGUUUUCAGUUUUCCCCUCCCUACUCAGACCACACCCAGACAGUCCUAGCAAAAUUCUUAAGUAUUAACAGUAAAUAGUUUCAAAUUCCUUAUAUUAAGCAAAGCACAUUUUUUAGGAUUGUUAUUUUUAUUAUUUACAUGUUUUACACAGAUAGCCAGGUGCACACAUUACUUACAAAUGAAGCAUGUGUUUAGUGAGUCCGUCAGAUCAGAGGUAGUAGAGAUGACCAGGGAUGUUCUCUUGAUAAGCUUUCAAACUGUAACAAGUACUUUUGGGUGUCAGGGAAAGUGUAUGGAGUAAAAAGUACAUUUCUUUAGGAAUGUAGUAAAGUAAAAGUUGUCAAAUAUAAAUUGUAGCGUACAGAUACCCCUCAAAAACUACUUAAGUAGUACUUUCAAGUAUUUUUUUACUUUACACCACUGCCCAAAGUAUUUGAUUUGAAGUUGGUGUACAGAACCGAAAGUAGGAUGCAAAAAUGAAACUUAAGAACAGGAAGCAUAGAAAUAGCGCACCUAGGACAGAUCUACUGCUUCUUAGACUUGCUUUCAAUUAUGACAGAUUUGUAAACACUCAUUUCUAUGUGAAUUUGGACGGGUUGCCUUAAAAACGAAUAUAUUGCAGCUUUAAUUGUUAGCCAGAAAUGAUUAAUAAUGACUGCAUUGGACCUUGUUAAUGUCAUCUUUCCAUUGUCACGUCAGUAAGACAACGUUUUUAAUGAUUUGCCUUUAUUUCUGAUAUUCCCAUGUUUUUUUACCUUGUUAAUUGGUUGUGAAUAUGUUUCUAGUCCUCCUUAUCACCAUGGUUUGUCUUCCAAGUUUGAACUUCAUCUGUUUGAAAUUUUGGCAAUUAUUUUGGGUGAUGCCUUACUACAUUACUACUAUCGACAAAGUCAUUCAGCUGUGAAAUGGAUGCCAAAGGGUAUUGUUAAAAAGUUUCUAAUGUUGCAGAGGAAUGCAUUAUUUUCUAGUAAUUGCAACCAAACAGGCACUGAGUGUCAGGCUGUGUUUACACGGGCAGUAAAUUUCUGAUCUUUUGCCAUUAAUUGGUCUUUUGACCGAUCAGAUAUUUUGCCCAUAAUUGAGCAAAAGAUCAGAAUUGGGCUGCCUGUGUAAACGAAGCUAGUAGUUAGGCUGGGUUGGAUACUUGGUCAAAUCGGAGCGCUUCAUCGGACCUUGGCCUACCGAACAUCAAUUUAUCUGUUCUACUUUAUGUCUCCACUGAAGUAUUGGUUCUGUUUCAUUUGUAGUGAAAUAAUGAUGAACCGUUUUGAUAUUUGUGUAUGGCCUUAUGCUGGUACAAUGGGCUAUUAACCUUUUCAUCUUCAAUCUGAAGUUUGCAAUUCAUGCAAGUCAUUUAUUUGACAAUUUACUCAAAACAUUGGAUGAUGAGGGACUGUUAGAGCAGUGCAGACAUUCUAUGCAAUCAGAUGUUUCUAGACCAACUUCAGUUUUUUUUUUAUCUGAAAAAAAGACUAGUAUAUAUCUCACCUCAUUUCUCUAGUUAUACAGUGGCUACAGAAAGUAUUCACACCCCAUUCACCUUUUCCACAUUUUGUUGUUACAAAGUGGGAUUCAAAAGGUUUAAUUGCCAUUGUCCAAAGAAAAAAAUGAAUGAAAAAUCAAAUACUAAUAUCUUGAAUAAGUAUUCAACCCCCUUAGUCAAUACAUGUUAGAAUCAACGUUGGUAGUGAUUAAAGCUGUGAGUCUUUAACAGCUUUCCACACCUGGAUUCUGCAACAUUUACCCAUUUAAAAAAAAAAGUAUUCUUUUUUUUUUAUUCUUCAAGCUCUGUCAAAUUGGUGGUUGUUCAUUCCUAGACAACCAUUUUUAGGUCUUGCCAUAGAUUUUAGGUUACUCAGGAGCAUUCAGUCUUCUUGCUAAGCAACUCCAGUGUAGACUUGACCUUGUGUUUUAGGUUAUUGUCUUGCUGAAAGGUAAAUUAAUUUCCCAGUGUCUGUGGGAAAGCAGACUAAACCAGGUUCCUCUCUAGGAUUUUGCCUGUGCGUAUCUCCAUUCAAUUUUGCGUAUCUCCAAGUCCUUAAAGAUUACAAGCAUACCCAUAACAUGAUGCAGCCAUCACUAUGCUUGAAAAUAUGGAGCGUGGUACUCCAAACAACUUCUUGUCCUGAAUACGAAGUGUUAAUUGCUUUAUCACAUUUAUUUGCAUUAUUAUUUUAGUGCCUUGUUGCAAACAGGAUGCAUGUUUUGGAAUAUUUUUAUUCUGUACAGGCUUCUUGUCACUCUGUCUAUUAGGUUAGUAUUGUGGAGUAACUACAAUGAUGUUGUCAUCUUUAGUUUUAUCCUCUCAGCCAUCAGCCAUUAAUCUCUUAACUGUUAUAAAGUCACCAUUGGCCUCAUGGUGAAAUCCCUGAGUUAGGGAGGACACCUGUAUCUUUGUAGUGACUGGAUGUAUUGAUACUCCAUCUAAAGUGUAAUUAAUAACUUCACCAGGCUCAAAAGUAUAUUCAAUAUCUUCUUUUUUAUUUUUACCCAUCUACCAAUAGGUGCCCUUUUUUUGGAAAACCUCCCUGAUCUUUGUGGUUGAAUCCGUCAGCGAUGACGUAGUCAUUGAAAAAUCAUGUUGCACAUGCCACUUAUGUGACUUAUGCACCUUUUUACUCCUGAACUUAUUUAGGCUUGCCAUAACAGGUUGAGUACUUAUUGACUCAAGACAUUUCAGCUUUUCAUUUCAUUAAUUUGUCAAAUAUAUUUUUGGGGACUUGUGUGUAGGCCAGUGAUGAAAUUCAAUUGAAUCCAUUUUAAAUUCAGGCUGUAACAUAACAAAACCUGGAAAAAGUCCAGGGGUGUGAAUACUUUCUGAUGGCACUGUAUGUCCUGUAAGCAAAGGGAGUAUGUCUAUCACCCAGCUGGAACUCAUGUUUACUAAUGUUGCCUGUUAGCUGGCAUGGGAAGUGUUGUCCUAAGCACCACUUGGUGUUGGAGUAUUCGUGUGCCAAUGAUAAAUUAAUACAUAUCGGCUUGUGGAACGUUACGCUAAAAUAUUGUUUUAUAUUGUCUGUUCACCGUUUCCUGUAUAUUAGGCAAUAAGUACUUCUAUAUGUUCAGUCUGAUGAAAGGGGGAAUAUGUGUCUUGCUUGUGGGUCAAGGGCAUUCUGCAGCUUUGCUAUGACUUUGGACUAGUAUGGUCUGGAUACAUCUUUAGCAUGUACCUAAGUCCAUAGUAUUAGCUCUGUUGGAGAUGUGAGGGGGAAACUCCUUGAAUCACAUAUUUGUCCUAUGUUUCAUUUCCAGGGUGUAUUAAAUUAUCUGGAUGGAUAAAUAAAUGCCUCUAUGCUAAUAAAUGUGUACACCAACUUGAAA
Messenger RNA from Oncorhynchus kisutch (coho salmon), 7163 nucleotides. RefSeq names its product disintegrin and metalloproteinase domain-containing protein 17-like. The transcript is spliced from 19 exons. Gene Ontology annotation, molecular function: metalloendopeptidase activity. Gene Ontology annotation, cellular component: plasma membrane. The record is from RefSeq and is a predicted model, not a curated record. Bases 97 to 2643 code for a protein of 848 amino acids. Gene Ontology annotation, biological process: Notch signaling pathway; membrane protein ectodomain proteolysis. Lineage: Eukaryota; Metazoa; Chordata; Actinopteri; Salmoniformes; Salmonidae.